AUGUCCAACGUAGCCCGUCGUUCUCAACCUGCCUACGCCUCCGGUGUGUUUGAAGUCACUGAAGAGAUUGCAAGUACCCUUGUAGCACAGUCAGGAUUGCGCACUGUUCACUCCGGAAUCAAUUGUUCUGGUAUCAACGGCCAAACUGCUUUUGAGCACCCUAUCUUGUUGUCCGCUUACUCCGGCCUCGGUAUCAAUUUGAAUGUUUCUGAGAUGUAUGCCUUAAAGUGUAAGAUCAUCGCACCAAACAAUGCUACACCACCGCAUUUCAUUCACGAAAUGAGUCACAAUAUCCACAUCGGCAACUCUGAGACGUUUCCAGGUAACCUGGUCGACAACACUUCGAUUCAUUCCAUAGGUGUCAUUACUGACAGGCGCACGGUAGUAGAGGAGCAACACGGGGGCACACCCACGACUGUAGUGAUUGUGCGACACACCGAUUGGGACCCUACGUCAUCCGGCAAUGUCGAGUUCAAUAUCGAGUACUGGUGCCGCCCAGUUAGGAACCUGAUCAAGUGUCAGAAUCUGUUUCAGUUGGGCAGGGAGUUGACUAUCACUGGCUUCAUCACUGACCGGGAUAUGACACGCCACAUGUUGCAAGUCGACGUUUAUUCUGUUUCGGUUGCGACAGGACACGAAAACAUUAAUGCACCGACUACUGGUGGCGCCACUGGUCAAUCCCGCACAACCCGAGCUGGUCGAGUUAGACUCCCAAGACCAAGUGGGUCUAAUACUCCCAUGUCUUCCCCUGCACGGACCGGCUCAGGAGGAACAGCCUCGGGCUCCGUCCAAUCUUCACCUGAUCCGCCUGUUGUAGCUCAACUUGAUGCUGCAUGUCUUACUGGAAUCCUUGAGGAAUUGGAACCCACCGCUGAGGUAGCAGAUGAAAAUGUCAAUCCACGCGCACGAUCCUCGGCCAACUCCCUCGGCAAGCGACCCAGAGGUCAAUGA
Melampsora larici-populina 98AG31 is the source of this 951-nucleotide messenger RNA. RefSeq lists its product as uncharacterized. Lineage: Eukaryota; Fungi; Basidiomycota; Pucciniomycetes; Pucciniales; Melampsoraceae. Bases 1 to 951 code for a protein of 316 amino acids. The record is from RefSeq and is a predicted model, not a curated record. The transcript is spliced from 6 exons.